AACCCUUAGGUAUCAUCAUUCGUUUCCUUCGCAGGUGCCAGCAUCAGAGCUGUAUGACAAUGACUGGUUGCAACUUCUCAUGGAAAUCGCCUUCUUCUCCAAAGCAAGUCGUUGUUUGAAGGCUUACCUACCCUUGGAGCUCAACAGUGUUGUUGUGGAAACUCUUGAAGAUUACACAACAGAGCCUCGUGAGAAGCUUAAGGCUGAUAAUGCCAUCUUCUACAUAAGUUACAAGUGUUGCACCGAUCCUUCUUUAGUGCGUUUGGCUGGUGAUCAACUUGUCGUUGUGAGGAAGACCAUGGAUGGGAAACCAGAACACAUGAGUCUCGAAGUUUCUCUAACCAAAGAACAAGAAGAAGAGUAGACAUGUGGAUCGUGUCUGUUAUAAGUUCAUCUGCAUCCGUUCCUUGUCUUAAAGCAUAGUUAGGAAACAAAGAAAUACUAAUCUAGUCUAUUUGGAUGAGGGCAAGUAACUAAAUAUAUUCCCCUUUCUAGAAACGGAGUGCAUAAUUUUAACCAAUAUCUAUCAGUUCAAAAUGUCCAAAACACAAGAGCGGAGAGGAGAGUGAAAGGAAAUUGGAGUGCACUUUGAAUAUCACUAACCCUCUAACGGUGGUACUG
Messenger RNA from Raphanus sativus (radish), 621 nucleotides. RefSeq names its product UPF0725 protein At4g29550-like. The record is from RefSeq and is a predicted model, not a curated record. The transcript has 2 exons. NCBI's taxonomy places the organism in Eukaryota, Viridiplantae, Streptophyta, Magnoliopsida, Brassicales, Brassicaceae. The coding region runs from base 80 to 364 and encodes 94 amino acids.